AUGGAAAAUGGUCAAUGCAUGCGGCACUUUCCUAAGAGAUUUGUUGCGAGUACUAUGAUUGAUGAAGACGGUUAUCCAGUUAAUAGGCGCAAGGACGAUGGCAAAACAAUAACCAAAUCAGGUGUGGAACUUGACAACCGAUAUGUCGUGCCUCACAAUAGGAAGUUAUUAUUGAAAUAUGGUGCUCACAUAAAUGUUGAAUGGUGUAACCAGUCAAGAUCGAUUAAGUAUCUAUUUAAAUAUGUCAAUAAAGGCCACGACUGUGUAACAGCUUCAUUUUACAGAAGUGCCACAAGUGUUACAGAUAAUGAUAAGUGUGAUGAAGUUAGUAUGUAUUAUGAUUGUAGGUACAUAUCCCCGUGCGAAGCUUCAUGGAGAAUUUUUGGAUAUAGCAUUCAUUAUAGGAACCCUUCUGUGGUAAGGCUAGGCUUUCACCUUCCUGGUGAACAACCAGUGAUAUUCAAGGACGAUGAAAACUUGGAUGAUGUUGCUAGGAAAGAGUCUGUGAAAGAAUCCAUGUUCUUGGGAUGGUUCAAGGCAAACAAAAAAUACGCUGAAGCUAGAUGUUUGACAGGAUCUACCAGUUAUGAACAGAUUAAAACUAUUGAUGGUGUUGUCUACUCGACAUUUCGAGGUGCAUGCUAUGCAUAUGGACUUUUGGCUGAUGAUAAAGAAUACAUUGAUGCUAUACAGGAAGCAAGUCACUGGGGCUCAGGAGAAUGUUUAAGAAGGCUUUAUGCAACACUCCUGUUUUCUAACUCGAUGGCUAGGCCGGAGCAUGUAUGGGAAAGCACACGGAGAAUGCUAUCCGAUGACAUUCUUCACCGACAAAGAAGGUUACUCAACAAUCAAGAUGAAGAAUUAUGGGAUUUGACGUUGAUAGAAAUUAAAAAACUACUCAAGAGUUAUAACAAGAGCUUAAGAGAUUUUCCAUCAAUGCCAUUCCCUAAUAUUGAUACAAGUUUGAUACAAAUUAUGAAUGGGGGAAACAAUAAGUUGAUUUCUGAUGAACUUCGGUACGAUAAACAAAUUUUGACUGCUGAACAUGAAGUGUAUGUAAAACAACUAACAAAGAGCAAAAGAGAGCUUAUGAAGAAGUGA
Arachis ipaensis is the source of this 1101-nucleotide messenger RNA. RefSeq lists its product as uncharacterized. The record is from RefSeq and is a predicted model, not a curated record. NCBI's taxonomy places the organism in Eukaryota, Viridiplantae, Streptophyta, Magnoliopsida, Fabales, Fabaceae.